Molecule: messenger RNA, 3150 nt
Organism: Cantharellus anzutake
Lineage: Eukaryota; Fungi; Basidiomycota; Agaricomycetes; Cantharellales; Hydnaceae
Exons: 6
Coding region: 124-2823 (899 amino acids)
Source: RefSeq, a predicted model, not a curated record
GUCGAACGACGCGUGCGUCACUCACCUUCACUCACUAACCUGAGUUGCCUCACGUGAGUGUGGGAGCCAGCUAGAAUCGGACUGACCCCUCUUACAGUGAGUUCGUCUUUGCCUUGCACAACGAUGGCAAGUUCCUCUGCUGCAGCGUCCACUUCCACAAGAAUCCAUGACGAUCAAGUGGAUAUGGUCAUUAAGUCUAGCAAGAUACACCAUAUGGUAUGGACUGCUUUCCUAUCGCAAGCUGACUCCGAGGGAAACCAAGAGUGGACUGGAUUCUUUCUAUCUGUUUUUUCUAUUCUUUCUGCCCCUCUGCGCCAGUUGCGCGUGAACAUCGUUGAUGACGACGAACAGGCAUCAAUUGUGGGAAAUUUCAGCGACGUCGAGCUCGCUGAAUGCAAAAAUUUGAUCGUGAGCGCCCUGGGACGGGACGAAUGGCGCCCCUUGAUCGAGUAUGUGCGACGCAUUGGGGAUAAAAUUGUUAGGCCCCGGCCCCGUGUCAGUGAAGGAGGUCUUCAAUCGGCGUUUGAAGAACCGUAUCGGGGGACGACAGACAGUCUGUUUAUCAAUACGUUGAAAUCGUAUUGGGAGUCAAGCCGGGGUCCCAACUCAUCUAGGGCCCCGUAUAAUUGGUCCCUAUCAGUCAUCCAGUCUUCUGGAAUGGGGAAAUCCAGGAUGGUCGAGCAAGCCGCGCGCUCCAUAUUUACGAUUCCGAUCAAUAUUCGCGAGGACAUUGGCCCUCUUUUCCGAACGUACCCUCCUCCGGACGAGGCGUUUCGCCAAUAUUUUGAAUCGCAUCAAUCGAAAACCGAUGAUCGCCUGCAGGUAGAAUAUGCGAUUAUAUUGGCCUUGCUAUUCGAACAUGCCACCAACCUUCUUGACGGCCCCAUCUUCAAUAAGAAGAAGAAAACGGGAGCAGCGCUAGCACUUGAAUGGACUGAUUAUCUCAACGAAGGACGAACCGAUGCCAAAGUUGGUAACAACAGGAAAAGCUUCCUAGAUUCUGUGGCGGCUGAGGCAGUGAAGCUUCGAGUUUCGACGCUGGAUGCAGCACAAGAUGGUGCCCAUGGUGACAGUGGGACCCAGAGCCCUAUACAACGAAUGAAGGUCUCAUGUUCCCGCUUUGUCGAAACCCUCCCCGGGGAGGCGGGUGAACUCAAAUGUAUCAUUUACUUUGAUGAAGCUCACCGACUUGCCGAACCUGUCUCACCGCGUCAGCAGAAUACGAUGCGUACUCGCUCGUCCUAUCAUAACCUCGGCAUAGUGCUGGCUGAGCUGACAGAUUGUGCCGUUUUUUUCGUUUUUCUAUCCACGAGUUCUCAUCUCCAGAAACUGGCACCGUCGCCAGCCUCCCAUCCAUCGGCUCGCGUUGCUCCAGGUCUUUGCCUCUUCCCCCCUUUCACCGAGCUUCCGUUCGACGUGUUUGAAAACGAAGUUCUUCAAUCUUUGAGACGCCAGGGGAAAAAACUGAGCCUCGAAAACAUGUGCCAACCCAGUAUAAUGGCAGGGUUUGGACGUAGUUUAUGGUAUGUCCACCACCAAAACUGGGUAGAGAGCAGAGGAAGGCCUGUUAUACCUUUCGCUGGAGAGAAACUGAUCGCGCAAGGGGACGAGACGAGAGUGUUCCACUCUCAAGUGGCUGCGCUGGGGGUUCGCAUUGGGAUAACCCUCGACAUGACCACUAAGGCCUCGAGAGUGAUGGCAGCGGAACUCGUUGAGUCACACAUGCGCGUUGUUUAUGCCAUUCCCCAACAUCGUGAGUUCAUGCAUAGCGGAACGCCCUCUGAGCCGGUACUGGCCGAGGCGGCAGCAUUGUACCUGAACGAUAGCCAUGGGAUAGAGAGGCGGGGUCCAGAGAUUCUAGCUCAGGGUUGCGGGAAAGGACUGCUUGCGCAAGGAGAGCGUGGAGAACUCUGCGGUCGACUUCUUGUGACCGUUGCACACGAUCUCGCCUUGACACAAAAGUACUCCCCCAAAGCCACUUAUAAUCCAAAUGCCGCACGUUUCCAUCAACCUGUCCCCGUCCUCGAGUUUCUCCAGGCUCUAUUUGCACAGCCAUUCCACGAGAUAAUAUUGAAUGCCCACUCGGUGACGGCCAGAGAUGGUGUGCCCACCUUGGGAAAGGCCUUUGCAAAAUCUUAUAUCUGCUUUUCCCAUUUCGCUCUGGCCAAAAAUACCGAAAUGUUGACUGCCCAAAAUCUGGCAGUAGCACUACGGCGUGGAAUGGCCCUCCAAGCUAAAGAUAACCAGGAAUCUAUCGAUGCUGUCAUUCCUGUCCAUAUGGGUCCCACAAGCACGACUAUCUUGCCGGAGUCCACAUCAGCCAUCAACUUGCAAUUCAAGAAUCGCAAACGGGCUGUCGCUUGCCAUGUUGAUCGCUCGAUCACUGUUCCGGACAUUUCCAUGCCAGUAAUAUCGAUCGUUUUCGAGUUCGGAGAUGAGGGGGCAGCAACAGAUUCACUUGUGACCAUCGACACUAAGGCGACACGUCGCAGGACUCGCAGCUCUGUAGGCAAAAUGCUCCCAGAUGACCGCCACUAUAAAAUUACCGCUUAUGGUUGCACUUCCAAGACUUUUAAGGCGGUUUCACCGGAUGUCGAGAACCAUUACCCGUCCAUUCUCGCGGCUCGGAGUAUCCUUGAGGACUUUCCUAGAGCAAAAUCUAAAGAGAAUUUGCAAGCCCUCGAGGACCUAAAACCGUACUUUGAUGGUGUUCUAGAAUCAGAGAAACGGUCAGAGGAGUGGGAGAAAUUGAGGUCGGAGGGCAGAAAGCGCCCCCGGAGAUCCGCGGAACCUGCAAUUACACCGGCCACCUACUACUCGUGACCUAAUCAAUAUAAAAUGGUAUCAAGGGUGCCCUGGUGCAGAGAGGAAAAUAUGGCUGGUUUUACGGAGGGGCCCGAAGGGCCCGAGAAGCCUUGGGGUACCUGUGAUCAAUUACAAUACAAUGCGCAGUGCCAAUUUGUAUUGCCAGCAUUGUCUUCCGAUCCGUUGUCAUCGCCGCUGACAUUGUUGACAAUGUCAAAAUCGAUCUUCACAAAUUUUGCAUAUUUUUUCUUCAUUUUUUUUCCUGCCUUGCUGGCAACAUAAUUUAUUAUAUUAAUCUCAGCAUCAAUGCUUGUCAUUGUUAUUGUUCAAUAUGAGAACAGCAUG